CAGGCUGACUCAGCGGCCCAGCCCCUGUCUUGGUCCCCUGGCAGGCCCCUUGGCACUCCCCCGGGGGCAGAGAUGGGAGAUGGCUGCCAUUCUGCCCCUUCCCCUGCCCCUUCAGGCCCGGAUCCGCCUGGCCCAGGGGCUCUGGCUCUUUUCCUGGUUGCUGGCUCUGGCCGGUGGCCUCACUCUCAUCUCUAGUGGCCACCUCCUGGUACAGCUGUGGCACCUAAGCCCUUUCUUGGACCCCACCUGCUCAUUUUCAGCCCUCCCCAAGACAGCUUUGGCUGCAGGGGCAGCUGCCCUGGGCAUGGGGGUCUUAGGGGCUGGAGUCACCAGAGCAUCCUUGGAUGCGGCCCGAUAUCCGCCUUGGCGAGGGGUGCUGGGACCAAUCCUGCUGGCUGGGACCAUUGGGGGUGGGGGUCUCCUGGCCCUGGCAGUAGGACUGGCCCUAGCAUUGCCCAGGAGCCUAGAUGCUGCCCUAGAGAAUGGUUUGGGGGGAGCCUUGGCUCACUACAAGGACACAGAGGUCCCGGGGCACUGUAAUGCCAAGCGGCUGAUGGAUGAGCUCCAGCUGGCCUACCACUGCUGUGGGCGGCACAGCUACAAAGACUGGUUCACUGUUCAGUGGAUCAGUAGCCGGUAUCUGGACCCCAAUAACCAGGACAUCAUCGACCAGAUCCAGAGCAACGUGGAAGGCCUCUAUCUAAUCGACGGGGUCCCCUUCUCCUGCUGUAACCCCCAUUCCCCCCGGCCCUGCCUACAGAACCAGCUCUCCAACACACAGGCCCAUCCCCUGUCUGACCCUCGGCAGCCCAACCUCAACCUCUGGGAACAGGGCUGCCAUGGCGUGCUGCUGAGGCACCUGGUGGGGCUGGCCAGCACCCUGGGGACCAUGCUUGCCAUUACCUUUUUGCUGCAGGUGUUGGUGCUCCUGGGACUACGGUACCUGCAAACAGCUUUGGAGGGCCUGGGGGGAGCCAUAGAUGGGGAAGGUGACACCCAAGGCUACUUGUUCUCUGGGGGCCUGAAAGAGAUGCUGAAAAGUGCUUUCCAGCAGGGGCUGUGUGCUCAGAGACCUGUGCCCGAGGAGGUUCCACCAGAGGCCCCAGCUGAGGAGGCCCCAGCAGAAGCCUAGCACCCCAGAGGGGAAGGGGAAAGUGGAAGGUGAGGCUGGCCAGAGUAGUUCUCAGUCCCCUUCCCUGCAGUGGUGCCCACAAAGAGAUCAGUACUGCUCUGGAAGGGAAUGAAGAGGGGCUGCAGCAGGGCCCGAGGAAGAAAGGAAGGGAACUAGAUUAGGGGCGACAGCCAGAAGACACAGAGGGGAGCAUUAGCUAGAAGUAGCAAAAGAUAGAAACCUACCACCCCACUUCAGAGCCCCUGCCGCUAGCAUGGGCAAAGGGGGGCAGAGAACAUUCCUGGGGGGACCACAAAGAGGUGCUGAUGGUAGAGGGGGUGAAGAAAGACCGGCCGGUCACCCAGGGAAAAAAU
Messenger RNA from Trichosurus vulpecula (common brushtail), 1485 nucleotides. RefSeq names its product retinal outer segment membrane protein 1 (gene ROM1). Gene Ontology annotation, cellular component: membrane. The record is from RefSeq and is a predicted model, not a curated record. Gene Ontology annotation, biological process: visual perception. The coding region runs from base 80 to 1132 and encodes 350 amino acids. The transcript is spliced from 3 exons. Lineage: Eukaryota; Metazoa; Chordata; Mammalia; Diprotodontia; Phalangeridae.